This is a messenger RNA of Prosopis cineraria, 1030 nucleotides long. RefSeq lists its product as uncharacterized. NCBI's taxonomy places the organism in Eukaryota, Viridiplantae, Streptophyta, Magnoliopsida, Fabales, Fabaceae. The record is from RefSeq and is a predicted model, not a curated record. The transcript is spliced from 5 exons. The coding region runs from base 60 to 986 and encodes 308 amino acids.
GGAUGACGCCGGCCUGGCCAUACGUCUGAUGGGGCAGGAUAGCACCGCGUCACUGAGACAUGAGCAUGUUGACACCCAGUGACACUCGCCAAGUUUUCCGUCAUGUAUCGCCAUCGUCCCCUCGGGUUCCGGCGAUCACUUUCCACGAUUCCGCCAAGCACAUCCACCUUCGCCGCCGCCACCUCCUCACUGCACUCACCAUCUCCUUCAAUUUCAUUGCACCCUUCACAACUUCUCUGCCCAUUGCAGAGCCGGUCGCUGCCGCACGCGGUCUCUUCCAGAUGCCUCCAUUUCGUCUGAACAAUCGUUAUUUCCUGGUGAGGGCUGGAGAGUCUCAAUUCGAAAACAUGGGAGUGAUUAACACGAACCCGGUCGCCAAGACUUCUGUCGAUAGUGGCUUGUCUGAAAGGGGGAAGAAGCAGGCGGUGAGAGCUGCUUUUGAUCUCAAGGAAAUGGGGGCUUGUGAUAAGAGUUGCUGGAUUUGGCCUGCCAUUACUCAGAGAGCUUAUCAGACUGCUGAAAUUAUUGCAUCUGUUAAUGGAGUUAGUAGAAGCUUUAUAGUUCCAGAAUACAGCUUUCUGGACGCCCGUGGGUUGGGUGCUUAUGAAGGCAAAAGCUUGGAAUCCAUGUCAGAAGUAGGAUUUCUCACCUAUAUACCGUUAGAUAGUAUUUCUCCAAACAGCAAACCACCUCCUGUGGAUGAUGGAACUCCAAAUGAGAGCGUUACUGAUGUUUUUGUUCGUGUAACGCAACUCAUGUCCAUUCUCGAAACUCAGUACUCAGGUGAUACUGUGGUUAUAGUUUCCCCAGAUUCUGACAAUUUGACGGUUCUUCAGGCUGGUUUGACAGGCAUUGACCUGCGAAGGCACAGGGAUUUGUCUUUUGCUCUUGGUGAAGUCCGUUUUGUUGAUGCCAAAAGCAUUCCUACUUAUAAGCAGCCUGCAUCUGCUGUAUAUAAAUGUUUGAACCCGCCAAAUUGUAACUAACUUUUCCCUUCUAAUCAAAAGCAGAAAAAGAAGGUAUUGGUGAA